Aureococcus anophagefferens is the source of this 1332-nucleotide messenger RNA. RefSeq lists its product as hypothetical. The record is from RefSeq and is a predicted model, not a curated record. Bases 1 to 1332 code for a protein of 443 amino acids. The transcript is spliced from 2 exons. NCBI's taxonomy places the organism in Eukaryota, Pelagophyceae, Pelagomonadales, Pelagomonadaceae.
AUGCGCCGCGACCUCGUGGCAGCCGUCGACGCCGGCGCCGUCAAGAACACGACGGAGUGCCACGCGCGGCUGCUGACCUACGAGUACUCGUUGACCCUCCUCCCCGCGCGCGCGCCGCUCCUGGAGGCCUUCGACGCCCUGGAGCUCGAGGCGGCGUGCGGCGCCAUCGUCUUCCGCGGCGGCGUCCACUUCCUCGGGGCCACGCUCGAGCUCGACGGCCGCGACUCCGGUCUCACGCUGUCGAACUACGAGAACGAGGCCGCGUGGCUCAGCGGCGGCGUGCCGCUCGCGACGACCUGGGCGCGCGCGGCGAACGCCACCUACGAGACGCGCAUCGACGAGACCUUCCCCUACCGCGGCACGAUCCUGGGUUUGAACGUCGUCGAGCCGCACCGGCGCUUCGUGCGGGCGCGGUACCCGAACGGCGGCGGCUCCGUCGGCGUCGAGACGCGGUCCGGCGUGGGUCAGGUCAAGUCGUCCGACAUUUUGAGCUACGGCGCGCCGCCCGUCGUGCCGCCGGCGGCCCAGGUCUACGUCGCGGAUCCCGCCUACGCCGCGUCCGCGUCGGAGCACUUCAACGCGUACGCGUCGGGCCGAUGCGCCUUCGCCGGCGACCCGCUCUGCCCCUGCGGCGCCUGGCGCGACACGGACGGCGACGGCAACUGGGUCUCCGAGAGCUACUGGUGCAGCAACGUCUCCGGCGGCGGCUGGGCGGAGAUGGACAGGGGCGACGGGUUCUGGAACGGGCCCGUGCUCCCGACGAACGUCACGCUCCGGGGCGGCAGCGACCUCGCGGCCCGCGCGGCGACCUGGUCCCCCAAGGCCCGGGGCGAGGCCGUGGUGACGGCCUGGCGCGCCCAGGGCUGGUUCGUCGACAUGUUCCGCGUCGACGACGUCGUCGCCGACGGCGACGGCGGCGCGACGCUGACGUGGAGCUACGGCGGCUUCCAGGGCGGGCGCGGCUGGCAGGUCGACGGGAAGAAGGGGAUCAUCGACCCGCUGCCGCCGUUCUACGUCGAGAACGUGCGCGAGGAGCUCGACGAGGCCGACGAGUGGCACUUCGACAACGACACGAAGAUUCUGUCCUACGCGCACAACGGCACGGGCCCGCCGCCGGAGGACUGGCAGUUCGUCGCGCCGGACCUCGCGACGCUCAUUUCUGUCGUCGGCACGAAGGAAAAACCCGUCGAGGACGUCACGAUCCGCGGCCUCGGCUUCCGCGACGCGUCGAUCACGUACAUGGACGCGUGGGGCGUGCCGUCCUGGGCAGGAAACAAAAAUAUUCGACACGACUUCAAUAUGCACGGUUUUGAAUUUUUUGUCGCCGUCUAG